AUGAUAUUAGCUGGGGUCAGGACUAAGUGGAUUCACUACGAGUUGGAACAUGCACAGCAGGGAUUUGGAGGACCACAAGUUUACAGAGGGGACAGAGACAUGCAGAACGUCUGCAAGCUUGAUCCUGGGGCUCUGAGCACUGUUACUAACACAAUGAUGCGUCAGAAACACUAUCGGAGGAGAGAGUUACGGGAGAGGAAAGGUCCGACGGACUCUACCUCCUGCUCAUCGCUUCACACCAGGACAUCAAAGCACAACCGUCCGCUUCUCUCCCUCCCGCGGUGCGGCGCUCCCUCAGUGCCCCCCCCCCCGCGGUGCGGCGCUCCCUCGGUGAUUAGUGUUCACGUCACGGGCUCCGGACAUUCCGCAGUUGGCGCUGCGGGAACCUCCUCCGCGUCCCAGGACUCGGCAGUCGGCGGCGCAGCUCCCAUGGACUCCGGCCGCGCCCCGCCGCUCCUCCUGUGUGUGCUGACGGUUAUGUGCGCGGCGCUGGACCAGGACUGCCCCCCGGAGUUCGUCACGGUGCAGGGGCCCCAGGGCAGACCCUGCUGCUCGCGGUGCCGACCAGGUUUCUUUUUGAAAGAAGAGUGUACUGCGACCUCCAACUCUGUCUGCGUACCGUGCCCACCCAAAUCAUAUUCCGCACAAUGGAACAACAUGUUUUCUUGUCUCCGCUGUGCUGAAUGUGGAUACGAAGGGAUGCAGUACAAGAGGAGCUGCACGCCCAGCUCAAAUGCCGAGUGUGAAUGCAGUAAGGGCUAUGUUUGCGAAGACAGUGAUUGCAUUAGAUGCAUCCUACAAGAUGAAGAUGUGAAAAACAUUCCUUGCUCUUCAGGGACAUUUUCCAGCACAGGAACCGAGCCUUGCAAACCGAGGACCAAUUGCACAAGCCUGGGUCAUGUCGAAAUAGCAGCUGCAAAUCAAAUGAGAGAUGCCAUCUGUGAUAAUGCCACAGAGAUAACCACCAUGAAGGGAGGUUCUGCUCACAUUGUGAAGGUUGUAACAAACAUUGUGGCCUUCACCAGCCUUGGCCUGCUCUGUCUGUCAGUUGGACUGCACAUCGCUACAUUCAGGAAGAACAGAGGAAGAGAAUUUAACUUGUUACCAGAUGAAACGCAAGCAACACCUCCAAAUACAUUAUCUGAAGACACCUACAACAUCCACUUCCCACAGCAGGAAUGUGGCAUCUCACCCAGAGAGAAAGAGCAUGGAGUACACCUGUGUUGAAGUACCUUGUGUGUGAAGACCUUGUGUUGUAAAGGAUGACUUACAGGGACAGAGUGGGCUUUCUUCAGCUUUGCUAACCAGUGGGCUUUAUGUUCACUGUUGUCUGACUGCGCUGUAAAUUGCUGGAAUGCUGGUUGGGAAUGACACCUCUUGAAUACUGUGCCUAUUGGCUUAUCUCCCAUGGUCAGGAAGGAAAACAGGAAUGGACGGGGAAUUGGAGGUAGUGGUGCAUUCCGUGCACUCUCAUACUCGGGAGAAGAAAGGAAGGAAAACAAAGAGCUCUCUGGGUGAUGAGCAGCAGAGAGAGAGAGUGAUGAAACAAGGGGGCACAUGACACGUCAGGUGAAUAUUUCAAGUGAGAUCUAGGCUGCUUAGAGUAUGGAGGGAGAAUAUGCAAGCAGGGAAGUUAGGCUAGAACUAGUUAGGCCGGAACUAGUUAAGCCACAGCUUGAGCACUGUGUCCCAUUCUGGACAUAAUACUGGAAGGUGCGAUUUCAUAAGACAGGAUGCAGUGGAGGACCAAUGACUAUUCACCUCAAUUGUGUCCCCUUCUCCUCCUCCUCCACUCUCAGCCUAUCUGACCUUUUCUCACGGCUACAGUUUUCCAGUCCAGGGGUUGUGGAAGGACUGAUUAUCCUUUCCAGAGGGAUCAUAAACCAAGGGUCUAGUUUUAAGGUAAUUGGUAGAGAAUUAAAGAGGAAAUGAGAGGGGAAAAAAAUCACCCCAAGGGUGGUGUGGGGGUGGCAAAAAGCCUGAAAGGGUGUUGGGGACAAAGACCUUCAAGUAAAAGGUUCACAUAAAAGGCUAGUUAGCUAAACUGUAGCCCAUGGAAUAAAGGGGGUAGUGGCAAUAUAGAUUUAAAAAAUGUUAGCUCAAGGACAAAGCAGAGUGUCAUGGUAAACAGCUGUCUUUAAGAGGUCAGCUGUACUAUAUAUCAAAGUUGUAGUCCUAAUGAUUUGGUGAAGGGUGUGUGGGGUAAAGUUUCCAAAUUCGUAGAUGGAAGUCUGGUAGACAUUGAAGAGGACAAUGAUAGACCAAAAGGACAUAACUGAAUGGAAUGGGCAGACAAGUGGCAGAUGAAAAUUCAUCCAGGGAAGUAAUAUAUCUAGGUGGAAGGAAUGGAAAGAGACAAUAUAGACUCAAUGGGCCAGUUCUAAAGGGACUGGGCAUAUAUUGUAAGAGUCUCUGAAAGGGAUAAAAUAUGUUGAGAGGAAUCUACCACUUGUGGAGAAAACCACCUUUGAAUACAAGUCGAUCAGCAAUUGUCUGCAUGGAAUAUCCUCAAAAACUUUCAGCUGGAUCCUGCUGAUAGUCACUUGGCAGAAUGCCUCAUCACCAGAACAUUCAAACAAGGUCAAAACGUGUCUGGCUGCUUAUGGGAAGGGCCCCCCCUCUCACAUCCUUCAUGCAUGGUUGGAAUCUCAGCACCAUCGCAUGCUGCCUGAAUUUUGAUGGUCUUCCACAUGAAUUGGCACACUCCAAGGUUCAGGACCUGGUGUGGAGACACCCUGAAUCUUUGGACAGCUGUCACGGAGGCUGGAGUAAGGCCAGAGGUCAGGGCCCUCCUGCCAUUGCAUAGCAAGAGGCCAGAACCUAUGGCCUAUGCAAGGAUAAUGUCCAUAUUGGAAAAUCUUUGACAUGUAAACGUCAGUUCAGUUGUCUGUGAGUGGAGUCAUGCACUGUACCUGAUCAAGGUGAACCAUAUUGACCUUCAUGACUUGUAACAUUUUGACAGUA
This is a messenger RNA of Pristis pectinata (smalltooth sawfish), 2964 nucleotides long. RefSeq names its product tumor necrosis factor receptor superfamily member 14-like. The transcript has 8 exons. Gene Ontology annotation, molecular function: protein binding. The coding region runs from base 1 to 1227 and encodes 408 amino acids. Lineage: Eukaryota; Metazoa; Chordata; Chondrichthyes; Rhinopristiformes; Pristidae. The record is from RefSeq and is a predicted model, not a curated record.